Striga asiatica is the source of this 653-nucleotide messenger RNA. Lineage: Eukaryota; Viridiplantae; Streptophyta; Magnoliopsida; Lamiales; Orobanchaceae. The record is from the annotation of a GenBank genome assembly.
AUGUCUAAGGUCCGUGGGAGAGUCGUAGGCGGCGACGUUGUCACGGCGGUGGCGGGUUUCCAUGGCCGAGCUCUCCGUCGGGGAUCGCGGUUGGCUAUGGGGAAUUUGGGGCCGUCUUCCUCCUCUCCGCCACCGCUGUCGCCCCAGUUUUCUCCAGCGGCCUUCGGCUUGCUUUUCACUGGGAUCUCGAUCGCAUUGAUGUUGUUUGGAUCGAAUACUUUCAUCAUCAAAUUCGCUAUGAUACCGCUAAAGAUAACGUGGGUUGGUGAUGUUUCGCCGGAUUCGCGUCCGUUUCAUCGGAAAUUGACCGCGCAAUUCUUUAGCAGCCUCCUCAUUCCAGUAACAUUGACCCAGAGUAUUUCGUUUCUGAAGAGCCCUUUUGAGGUUGAUACCUUUGACGUUGGUAGUAAGCGGCUAAGAUUUUCGUACUUGUUGUUCAAACAUGGAAGAAUGAAGCAACCCUAGAGUGACGAUGAAUCUCCGGUCCAUUGCCGACAAAUUAUAGGAAUUUUUUAAUAGUUCCUUCCAUUUAAGUAGAAUAUGGAUUAUGUAUUAGGUUUAAUGAUUUGUGUUGGCAUGAAUAUCUAGACUUUUCUAAUGGUUUUGAUUCCUCUUACUACUAUUUGGUUUAAUUUAUGGGACAGUAUAGUGGA